This is a messenger RNA of Centropristis striata (black sea bass), 1220 nucleotides long. RefSeq names its product COMM domain containing 7 (gene commd7). Lineage: Eukaryota; Metazoa; Chordata; Actinopteri; Perciformes; Serranidae. Gene Ontology annotation, biological process: negative regulation of DNA-templated transcription; tumor necrosis factor-mediated signaling pathway. Bases 91 to 690 code for a protein of 199 amino acids. The transcript has 9 exons. The record is from RefSeq and is a predicted model, not a curated record. Gene Ontology annotation, molecular function: NF-kappaB binding.
AGAACCAGGAACUGCAGUCGGCAGCAGAGCCAAGCAGUUUUUUAUCUGACGGAUUUUCAUUAAAACUAAGAACAUAAAUAGAAAGAAAAGAUGCAGCUUCACUUCACGAAAGACGUUUUACCAGAUUCAGUCAGCAGCGACUUCCAGAACCUGAACAAGCUCAACGAGCAGCAAUUUCUUCGCCUGAUUGAAAUUCUGUUCCAGUUCCUGCUGGAGCCCAAAGAGACGGAGAGGUUCAUGCAGCAGCUCGGGGAGUUUGCGGGGGAACACGGGAUGAGCUCCGGUCCUCUGAGGAACCUGAUGAAGAGCGUCCUGCUGGUGCCUCAGGGCGCCCUGAAGAAAAGCCUGACAGCCGAGCAGAUCAAAGAGGAUCUUGUGACUUUAGGACUGAACGAAGACAAGGCCGAUCAGUUUUCACUCCAGUGGGGGGAGCACUCUGCAGCGAUGUCCAGACUCGCCCUGGGACAGACUCUGAUGGUCAACCAGCUGGUGGACAUGGAGUGGAAGUUUGGAGUGACUGUCGGCACCAGUGAAAUACAGAAAGUGGGCAACAUCUUCCUGCAGCUAAAGUUGGUGGUCAGAAAGGGGACUUCCACUGAAAACGUCUACAUGGAGUUGACGCUCCCACAGUUUUACAACUUCCUACAUGAGAUGGAGAGAGCCAAGGCCAGCAUGGAGUGUUUCAGCUGAGUGUGUGUGUGUGUGUGUGUGUGUGUGUGUGUGUGUGUGUGUGUGUGUGUGUGUCUGUGUGUGUCUGUGUGUGUCUGUGUGUGUGUGUGUGUGUGUGUGUGUGUGUGUGUGUGUGUGGCUGUAGCUGCAGGGGAUUGUGUGCGGUAUGCAUUACGUCAUGUUUUGUGUGUGUGUGGCACUGUGACUGAAGCGAAAAACACAAAAACACAUUUUAUUUACUGCCAGACAUUUCUACUCCAAUAAAAGAGGAAUUGAACAAACUCAAACACUCUCGGGUGUUCUUCUUUCAGCUUGGAUUUAAGAGGCACACUCCCGUCAUCGGGUUUCUUUUCCUGGCAUUGGCAGGGGAACUUAGGCGUUUCAUCGAUACCUGAGUGAGCCCUGUGGGGGAAUUUAUCACCUGCAGACAAAAAACCCCUGAGAUCAGACCUCACAGACCUGCCUAAUCACGUCCAGUCUUGCUGUUGUUCCUGUGCAUGAACAAUAAUGAGAUCUGCAAGAAUAUUGAAUACAUUUACACAGUCAUGACA